AUGCCAGAGACAGAGACUCAUUGUAAAAGCAGCAAAAUAAAAAAUAAAAAAAUACACACACAUACUCAAACGAAUAUUAUAAAUAAUAAUAUUUUAAAAAAUAAAAAAUAAAAAUAAAAACUCUCUCAGUUUAGAAUCCUGGAAAGCUCUCAUUUUCAUGGAAAAUCUUUCACAUUCUCGGAAACCAAACAGGGUCGUUUCUCAAGCUGCUGCUACACUCAACAAGCGAACGGCAACUAGCAAUGGCGCCAACAACUUCUCAGGCAGAACCGUGUACGACGACGUUUUCGGUGGUGUUCAGAGGUUCGGUACCGGUGGUGGUCCGACUUUGUCGCCGAGGCCAGAGGAUUACAGCGAGAUUUUCGGCGGAUUUCACGCUUCCCGAGGCGCGUCGAUUCCGGUGCUGGAUCUCCCGUUGAUAGACAGCAGCAACGGGGCGAUGUUUGAUGUACGGAACCCUAGGUUUAACUACGCCGAGGUUUUUGGUGGAUUCGACGGGUCGGACUUCGCUGCUACGUACGAGGAGCUGAUCAGACAAGCCGACGGUGGUGAUCGUCACGAUUAUGAUGGUGAUUCAUCCGAUGAAGCUUGGAUGCAGGAUGAAACCGAGUUUCUGUCAGAAGGGUCGGACCAUUCUGGAAAUUAUCAGUACUUCUCAAAUGGAGAUUAUUAUGAACCAAUCGAUAGCAGUAUGGAGUUCAAUAUAUCGUAUCAUAAAGCCAAUGUUAGAAGCAACAGAGAUAUGUCAAAUGCGGUUACGCAUGUUGCUGAGCUGCAUGCUGAACCUGAAUAUGCUUAUAUAAUUGAAACUUCAUUGGGAAAGACAGAAAACAAGAGUCCAAUAUUGCAUACGACGGAUGAUAUCAAUCUUGAGUUCACUGGAGGAGUUGUGAAGAAAAAACAUCUUCGGAAAACUGUGUCGCAUCCUGCUAAUGGGGCUGGUGAGCAAACAUUUGCAUAUGAUUCCACUCAAAGACGAUACCAGGGAAAGGACUCAUGUUCAAAUGAGUCAUUCAUAACAAUUUCCGAAAUCAACUUAAGGACUCAGCCAUCUCAUGUCCCACCUCCCGCUAGACCUCCGCCACAUGUCCGUGUCAAUAAUGGAGACCAUCAAAGUGUUAAACAUGCUGUUUCUGGAGAGGGAAUGGGUGAUAGUUCACCUCCUUUCUUUGAUGUUGAGAUAGAUGCAAGCUCAGCCGCUGUGGCCUCUGCUGCUGCUAUGAAAGAAGCAAUGGACAAAGCUCAAGCACAGCUGAAGAGUGCGAAAGAAUUACUCGAGAGGAAGAGGGAAGGAAUUGAAAACUCUACUAAACUGGGUUCAAAGUCUGAUGGGAAAGGUAAGAAGGAAAGGACCAGUAAGGCUAUCGAUGAGUCCAGUGAUAUAAAAGAUGACAAAGUUCUGGGCAUCAAGGGAAAAGAAGACAAUGGAACGAAAAUAUCUGUUAGAGAGGAGAGGCAAAAGGCUGUGAAAACCCUGGCACCGGAUUCAAUGGAAGGUGAAAAGCUUUUUAAUGUGUCCAAAUAUUUUGUAGUUGAGAAGCAUGGGAAGGAAUCCCGGUCUAUUGAAGAGUGCGGUGAAGUUGAUGGAGCUGAUGAAUGGCAGGAGGAAACUCAAUUUUUUGAAUUGGUUCGAACAGAUAAAUCAAGAGUGGGAUUUCAGCACACAAACACUGAUAAAGUUUUUGUCCAGAGCAUGAAAUUUAAUGAGCCUCAGUAUAAAUCUCAGAAGGCAAGCAUCGGAGCAGUGGAGCAACUGGAAAGUGACAUGAAAGUUGAAGCUGUUAGGGAAGACCAUGAACUGGAGAAAGUCGAGAGAGACAUGAAAAUGGCAAAAGAAGCUAAAGAGGCCCGUAGGCAUAAAGGGCAUGAGAAAAAGGUAAAGUCAGCUCAAGAGGUUGGUGCAGAGGAGAAUGGGCAAUCUAUAACAGCACGGAAACUUUCGGGAAAUGGUAAGAAACCGAAUGGAGCUGAUGAACUGGGAAUACGUGAGAAACGAGUAAAUGCUCAAGAAAAGGAAAAUAAAGUUGAAGUUCAGCGGGCAAUGGAACAGAAAGAGAGAGCACAGCAGGAGAAAGAAAUUAGUAAAUAUAUUCCAAAUCCAAAGAGAGUUGAGGGGUGUGAAGAAAGAGAAGACGAAGAAAAAAGUUGGAGGGAAGUUUCUAAGCAGGAAGAAAAUGAUAUAAUACUUGAGCGGGUUCUUGUACAAGCAGAGAAUGAGACAAUGCUGAGAGAUGCUGUUCAGCAGGAAGAGAAAGAGAAGAAAUUGAAGGAAGCUCAUGAACGAGAAGAGAGAAGGAAGAAAGAGAAGGUGGCACGUGAACUAGAAGAGAAGGAGAAAAAAUUGAAGGAAGCUCAUGAACGAGAAGAGAAUGAGAGGAGAUUGAGGGAGGCUCGUGAACGAGAAGAGAUAGAGAAGAAAUUGAAGGAAGCUCGUGAACGAGAAGAGAAUGAGAAGAGAUUGAGGGAGGCUCGUGAGCGAGAAGAGAAAGAGAAGGAGAAGGAGGCACAUGGACGAGAAGAGAAAGAGAAGAAAUUGAAGGAAGCUCGUGAACUAGAAGAGAAAGAGAAGAAAUUGAAGGAAGCUCGUGAACGAGAAGAGAAUGAGAGGAGAUUGAAGGAAAUUCGUGAACGAGAAGAGAUUGAGAAGAGAUUGAAGGAAGCUCGUGAACGAGAAGAGAAAGAGAAGAAAGAGAAGGAGGUACGUGAACGAGAAGAGAAAGAGAAGAAGUUGAAAGAAGCUCGUGAACAAGAAGAGAACGAGAAGAGAUUGAAGGAAGCUCGUGAACGAGAAGAGAAUGAGAAGAGAUUGAAGGAAGCUCGUGAACGAGAAGAGAAAGAGAAGGAGGCACGUGAACGAGAAGAGAAAGAGAAGAAAGAGAAGGAGGCACGUGAACUAGAAGAAAGUGAGAAGAUAUGGAGAAUGGCGCUUGAACAGAUAGAGAAUGAGAAAAGAUUAAAACAAGCACGUCUGCAGGAAGAAAAUGAGAGGAGACAGAGAAUGCUAGAGGAGGCAGUUGAGCAAAAUGAUUGCAGCAAACCAGUGAAAGCAGUCCAAGAUACAGAAGAUGAAGUCAACCAAAAAGUAGUUGAGCAGGAAGUAACUGAAGAAUUGCAGGGAGUAAACUAUGUAUACCAGCAAACUGCAAGGGGUGAAAACGGGAAGAAACAGAAAAUUGCCAAAGAAACUCAUCGGCAUGGGGAGGGAGAGGAUCCUGUGAUAUCUAAUAAGGUAAACAAACAGGAUCAUAUCAAUAAUCAUAAAGAAAAUCAAUUGGAUGGAAAUAAUGAUCAAAACUUUGAAGAGCUGGAAGAAACUGACGAGUUGGUUCUUGAAGGAAAUGGAAAGAUGGAGGCCGAAUUUAGAGACUGUGAAAGGAGAACAGAAGCAAUGGGGCAAGGGGGUGUUGAUGGAAAGUUCAAUGCAUCCAGAACGGUGCCAUGUGACUUAGAAGUUAAAGCUAACCAGUUAAGAAAAGAUGAUAUCUCAGUCUUGCGUCAUCAAAAUAAGGGUGUGAAGAAAGCCGAUGAAGCUGUAAUUGGCAUUGGACAAACAAAUGCUGAGAACAUUAACAGCGUCUCAGAAAUGGACUCUAAUAAUGACAAGCAGAGGUUGAAAUCUGCUUAUGAAUGGAGGGAAAGAGCAAGGAAUAUCAAGGAGGCCCAGGUUUCCUCAUCUCUUGAAGAAAACAAGGAUAAGUAUGUGUCAGCUCAAGUGGUGAAUGAGUCUGUUGAAACUGGAAGGAAACCAGAAGCUGCUAAGGCAUCUGUAGUGGACGGGAAAGGAAGCACUCAGAGAACAGUUCACCAGGUUAAGGUAAGUCAGAAUAUGGAGAGGAAAGACAAGAAUAUUAUUGAGAGCCUUACACCUGAAGAUAAGGAGGCUGAAAGGCUAAAGAGAGAGAGAGAACUGGAACUUGAACGCCUUAGAAAGAUAGAAGAAGAAAUAGAGAGGGAGAGAGAAAGGGAAAAAGAUAGGAUGGCUGUUGACAGCACAGUUCUCGAAGCUCGUGAAAGGGGAUAUGCUGAAGCCCGGGAGAGGGCAGAGAAGGCUGCUCUAGAAAGAGCAACUACUGAAGCUCGUCAAAGAGCAAUGGCAGACGCACGUGAGAGAUUAGAGAAGGCAUGUGCAGAAGCUAGGGAGAAGUCUUCUAUGGAAGCCAGGCUCAGAGCAGAGCGUGCUGCUGUGGAGAGAGCAACUGCUGAGGCUCGAGAGCGUGCGGUGGAGAAAAUAAUGGCUGAAAGGGCUGCUUCUGAGGCGAGAGAGCGAGUAGAACGGUCUAUGUCAGAUAAAUUUUCGACUUCUUCUAGAAACAGUGGAAUGAGAAGCAGCUAUUCAUCCUCUGAUCUGAAGGAUCAGCAUUUUCAGAGCACCAAUUCUUUUGGUGGUUUAAGAUAUCCGUAUGCCUCCGCUUAUAAUGGGGUUGAAGGUGAAUCAGCUCAGAGGUGUAAAGCCAGAUUGGAGAGAUAUCAACGAACAGCUGAACGUGCAGCUAAAGCUCUCGAAGAAAAGAACAUGCGCGAUCUUGUUGCUCAAAGAGAGCAAGCUGAAAGAAAUAGAUUAGCAGAAUCUCUUGAUGCCGAUGUCAAGAGGUGGUCGAGUGGGAAAGAAGGGAACCUUCGUGCAUUGCUUUCAACUUUGCAAUACAUCCUUGGCCCAGAGAGUGGUUGGCAGCCAAUUCCGUUAACCGAAGUUAUAACUUCAGCUGCUGUUAAGAAAGCAUACAGAAAAGCCACUCUUUGCGUCCAUCCCGACAAAUUACAGCAACGAGGUGCAAGCAUUCAUCAGAAAUACAUUUCUGAAAAGGUCUUCGAUCUUCUAAAGGAAGCUUGGAACAGAUUCAAUUCAGAAGAGCGGUAAAAUGCAAUUUUUUUAAAAAAAUACAGGUGCGAAUUGCUUCAUUACAAUUAAGCAAUGUUGCUGUAAAUUUUACACUGUUAGCAUAGUAAAUGAUCCUCUUUUUGUCUAUUCUAUAUUUCUACGGCAUGUACUUGUGUGUAAUUCAACUAUUUAUAAGCCCAAAGAAAUAGAUGCAAAGAUUCUUAGUUAAAAGGCUAUGGAACACGAACUCCAUGUAAUUGUGUAUAAUUCAACUGUUCAUUGGCUGGACAGCUUGCUCCGCCCGACUCAUACUCGAGUUCGAGAUUUUUUUUAAUAUGGUAUUAAUGUUUAUUUUUUAAA
Messenger RNA from Gossypium raimondii (Peruvian cotton), 5179 nucleotides. Its product is annotated as auxilin-like protein 1. Gene Ontology annotation, molecular function: clathrin binding. The transcript is spliced from 8 exons. Lineage: Eukaryota; Viridiplantae; Streptophyta; Magnoliopsida; Malvales; Malvaceae. The record is from RefSeq and is a predicted model, not a curated record. Gene Ontology annotation, cellular component: vesicle; intracellular membrane-bounded organelle; cytoplasm. Bases 158 to 4858 code for a protein of 1566 amino acids. Gene Ontology annotation, biological process: clathrin coat disassembly; clathrin-dependent endocytosis.